GUUCGCUUUGGGCUUUGUUUUUCACACACUUCCACAGUGCCUGUAGGUUUAAUUUUUGUUUAUAAAUUAUUGUUUUUUUUGCACUGGGAUUGCCUGCUUAAAUAUAUAAAUGCACGGUAUCAAAAAGUAUGGAGAGCUCUUUGACAUUUACAGGAAAAAUAAAAACACUUGUACUACUUGGCAUAUUACUCAUUGCCUUUAUAGGAUAUAAAAUGCAGGAAAGCGUGCAACAAAAUGAUGAUUUGGAUGAUUUAGAUAAUCUAGGUGAAGAGCUCCGGAUUAUUUUGGUGGGAGAAACAGGGGUGGGGAAAAGCGCAACGGGCAACACCAUCCUAGGAAAAAAAGUUUUCAAAUCCGAGAUAUCAUCCUCAUCUGUGACUGGACAAUGUGACAAGGUUUAUGAAAUAGUUCAUGGAAGAAAAGUAACAGUUAUUGAUACUCCAGGUCUGUUUCACACUAACUUAACUACAAAUGAAGUUGUCAACAGAAUCGAGCAGUGCACUUUAUUCUCUGCUCCUGGACCACAUGUCUUUUUAAUUGUAAUCAAAUUAGGCCGAUUUUUAGAUCAAGAUCUCGAAGCCAAUAGAAUUAUUCUAAACAUUUUGGGUAAAUCAGUCUCAUCAUCACACACCAUAACGCUCUUUACUCAUGGAGAUCUACUGAAGGAAAAAAACAUUCACACUUUUGUGCGUGACAAUCCAAGACUGGUCGAUGUAAUAAAAACUUGCAGUGGAAGAUUUCACGUGUUUAACAAUACAGAUAAGAAUCCACAUCAGGUCACUCGGUUACUGGACAAGAUUGAUAAUUUGGUGACUGGAAACGGUGGGCAGCAUUACACCAAUAAGAUGCUUGAGAGUGUGGAGAGAGCAAUUGAGGAAGAAAAACAACAUAUCAUAAAAGAGACAGAAGAACUGAGAAUGAAUGAGAUAAAAGCUCUGGGGGAUAAAUUUCAAGGUCAAGCUUUUGAAAAAGAAAAAAGAAAGGUGAUCAGAAAAUAUGAAGAAGAGGCAAGAUGGCAAGCAGAGAAAAACACCAUUCGUGUUCCAAGUGGUGGGUUCCCGUUUGUGAAUGAAAUAAAAAACUUUUUUUUUAAACUUGAAUGAGAAAUUAAAACCAAUCAUUUAAAUGACAUUGAAUGCUGAAACUAGCUACACAACCUAAGCUAUAAGCAUAAAUCUUCAAACCAUAAAUCUAUUAGU
This is a messenger RNA of Paramisgurnus dabryanus, 1199 nucleotides long. RefSeq names its product GTPase IMAP family member 9-like. Lineage: Eukaryota; Metazoa; Chordata; Actinopteri; Cypriniformes; Cobitidae. The record is from RefSeq and is a predicted model, not a curated record. Gene Ontology annotation, molecular function: GTP binding.